Molecule: messenger RNA, 4926 nt
Organism: Melanotaenia boesemani (Boeseman's rainbowfish)
Lineage: Eukaryota; Metazoa; Chordata; Actinopteri; Atheriniformes; Melanotaeniidae
Gene: gnpat
Product: glyceronephosphate O-acyltransferase
Exons: 17
Coding region: 196-2244 (682 amino acids)
Biological process (GO): ether lipid biosynthetic process
Cellular component (GO): peroxisomal membrane; mitochondrial membrane
Molecular function (GO): glycerone-phosphate O-acyltransferase activity
Source: RefSeq, a predicted model, not a curated record
UGGCUCUUCGGCACCCGUAGGUGAAAAAGCACGGACAUAAAAAUACUACGGAAACCUCAGUUCACACGCCCAUGUGAAGUUCUCCAGGAUGUUAUUAGUGAGUAGUACUAUUAAAAAAGCUGGGCGGCUGAAAUAGUUAUACACAUAUAACGUCACCGGAUGCCACAUCUGUAUCGUUGCACAUUUUGAUAGAGAAUGGCGUCUAAUGCUGUUUAUUCGCAUAAAGAUCCUAUGCUGAAGAAAAGAGAUGAUUUUGAAGACAUUUUGGAAGAGAGAAGGAAUUCCAGUGACCUGAGAUACGCUCUCAAAUGUUACACCCCUGCUCUGUACAAAGGGCUGACUCCCUGCACAGCCAGCGAGCUGAAGACCAUGGUGCUGCACUCUGAUCAUCUACAUUACGUCAUCAAUCAGGUUUCCAAAGAAACAGGGGUGACUGCAGAUGAAGUCCAGGAAGAGGCGUCGGACAUCUUGGAGGAGAUGGCUCAACGCUUGCAGCUCAGCACAGUUCGCUUUUUUGCCUUCACUCUCAGCAAAAUCUUUAAAACUUUGUUCAGGAGCAUCUGUGUAAAUGAAGAGGGCAUCCAGAGACUCCAGCUAGCCAUUCAGGAGCACCCGGUUGUUCUCCUACCGAGUCACCGCAGCUACAUGGACUUCCUGCUGAUGUCAUACAUCCUGUACACCUACGACUUGGCUCUACCUGUUAUUGCUGCAGGCAUGGACUUCAUGGGGAUGAAGUUUGUUGGGGAGAUGCUGCGAAUGUCUGGAGCUUUCUUUAUUCGGAGGUCGUUCGGUGGGGACAAGCUGUACUGGGCCGUCUUCUCAGAGUACGUCAAGACCAUGCUGAAGAACGGAUUUGCUCCAGUUGAAUUUUUCCUUGAGGGAACCAGAAGUCGAACAUCCAAAUCUUUGACUCCAAAGCUAGGUCUGUUGAAUAUAGUGAUGGACCCAUUCCUUAAAGGGGAAGUGUUUGACAUCAGCCUGGUCCCAGUCAGUAUCAGCUAUGAGAGGGUCUUGGAGGAAGCUCUCUACGCCAGAGAAAUGCUGGGUGUGCCAAAGCCCAAAGAGUCCACUUCUGGUCUGUUUAAAGCCAGGAAAGUCCUCAGUGAAGACUACGGCAGCAUCCACGUGUACUUUGGUCAACCUGUGUCUGUCAGAAGUUUAGCGGAGGGAAGAGUUAACCGUUGCCAGUUCAACCUGGUACCGAGACAUAUUCCCAGGAGGUCCGGAGAGGAAAUCAUCAGCUUUGUCAAUGACUCAGCCUACAGGCUGGUUCGAGCUCAGGAGGAGAACAUGGUCCUGAAGCCCUGGGUCCUCCUGGCUUCCCUGCUGCUCCAGAACCAAGCUGCAGUGGAGAAGCAGGGGAUGCCGCUGGAAGAGCUGACCGAAGAAGCUCUGUGGCUCAGAGACCUCGCUCGGCAAUAUGGAGCCUUCCUCCACUGGCCUGACCAUGUUUCUCCCUCUGAGGUGGUUUCAUCCAGUCUUUCCCUUCAUCAAGGACUCGUCAGGGUCUCUGAGGGAAGAGUCCAGCUGGCUUUGGAGCAAGCAGUCAGACAAGCUGGAGCAGUGGAACCUCAUAAUGCCAUCACACCAGAGGAGGAGCUGUUGAGCCAGGCAGUGAUCAUACUCUCAUGCGCCUCCUAUAGAAACCAGGGGCUGCAUGUCUUCCUCCGACCGGCUCUCCUAGCCUCAGCCAUCCACACAGCAUCCUCCAACAAGAAACAUGAUGUCUACAACAGCUUCAGCUUUCUGAGGAACAUGUUCUCCAAUGAGUUCAUCCUCUGUCCUGGAGCUGCCGUGCAGGACUUUGAGGAGGCUUGCUACCUCCUGGCAAAGAGCAAAGUUCUGCAGAUAAACCAGCAGGAGAUUCUGGUUACAGAAAGAGGACACAGGACACUGGCCUUCCUCAGCAGUAUGCUUGAUCCUUUUCUACAGGGAUACCAGGUGGUGUGUAGGUUCCUGUGUGAGGAGACAACAGAAGGCCUGACGGAGAAGCAGUUUGUUCCUGCUGUCCAGAAGUUUAUCAUCAAACAUCUUCUAACAGGCAGAUUAAGAUACGCUGAGGUGUUGUCAUCAGACCUCCAGAAGAACGCUCUGGCAGCUUUGCUGAGACUUGGAGCUGUUCAGAAACUCAAAGGAGGAGAGGAACCGGGGAUGCUGACGGUCAAUGAGGUGAUGGUGAACUCUCUGGAAGACACUCUGGGAGGAAAACUCCCGACUCAGAAGGCUCUCGCCGCUCGCCUCUAAGUCAGUGACCCCAUUAGCCAAAGGGAUGGUCUGUGUCGCUCCCGUGUACGUGGAAUGGUACAAAUCUGCUCGGUGAACUAUAAACGCAGCCAAAACUCACUGAAGUCUGUGAGAGAUGAAACAAAAGAGUUGCAUCUGGAAACAACUCAGCCUCCUUUUUACUGAUAUUUUCUACUAUUUCACUAUCUGUCCUCCUUUUUCAAAAUGUCUCUCUCAGACUUUUCUCUUAUCAGUCCUUUUUUAUAACCCUACAUUAAACCGGAUGACGAGUGAAGCAUUUAAAGGUGUCAUUUUAAGCUCAUUCAGCUUAUCAGACUCUUUGCUAUGAGCUCUGUUUGUGCCAGCCUCACCCAGAAAAGUGGCCAUUCACAUGUUUCCUCUAACACUCAAGCUUUGCCUUCUUCUUGUUUUUCUUUUGUGUCUGUCCUUUUUCUGUCAGCCAUAUACUCCUUUCAGCACUUUUUAACAAAUGUGGUGUGGACCUCUAACUUAACUUUCUGUCUGAAAUCUGUCGUGUCCCUUUGUUUGCGCUUGCACUCUGCAGUCUCUGUUUGUGAACUUGUCACAGAUGCAAGGCCUGACUUAAGGAUAGCUUGUUUCAAGUACCUUUUUUUCUUUCUUAUGAUUUAAACUCCUUGGUUUGGGUUUUCCACCCAUCAUCAGGUCCUUUUGCCAAAACUGUGCAACACAGAUUAAGUGGUGUAUUCAUCGUUGCCUACACAGAGGAGAUAACUGCUACAAGUCUAAUGCCAGUGUCAUUAAGUUGCCAAACUCUUGAUAAAGCUGAAGCUGCACCAAAGAAACAAUGUUGAAGUUUUUGUUUUGUAGGAAGAAUUUUCAUGUUGUCUUUAGAGUAGUUACUGAAGUUGUCAAAGUCAGCUCUUUUAAUGGUGUUAAAUUUGUCUUUAUAUUUGCUUAUUUAUAAUUCAAACUUGAUAUACUUUUGUUACAUAGGAAGGAAGAAAAAGGAAAAAGAGAUUAAAAUAACAUUUGAACUCAGAGGAUUUCUGAUGAAAUGUCACUGAAGUAGAACCAUUGAUUUUAAGACUCAGGGUGACACGUUUGAAGUGUCGGUAGGUGUGCAACUUUGUUCCUCUACAACAUCUCUAAAUGAACAGUAGAUUAGUUUAAAAAUCCCCGGAUUAGUUAUUUAUUUGGUGGAUACCUGACAUGAAAUCCCAUUUGAGUGUCAGCAGCUGAUUGAUGUUUUACAGGAAGGCUGAGCUGCUUUAGAUAUUAUUUAAAAAACAAGAUUAAAACCAAGUCAUCAUAUGUAAAUAUGGCAUUAAUGUCUUAUGUCCUUAUAGCCUUGUGUGUAUGUGUAAAUUAGCCAGAAGUACCUUCAUUCAUUCACAAAUCUCGGUGUUUAUGACGUUCCUCCAGAUUUUGCCUUUAAUACAGUAAAAAUGAAAGUUGGAAAAACAAAUCAGCUGGCUAACUAAUUAUUGACCAUCAGCUUAUUGUUAGCAAACACCAAACUAAUAGAAAAUUGUGUGAUAUCCAUUGUUGAUGGAUCCACUUCCUAACAAUUUUUUUGCCACUGAUGGUAAUGCCUCCUUCCUUUAAACUAGAUGGAAAAAUAUACAAUUGGUCUUUUAAUGACUGAUAAAGUUUCUAGAAAUGUGUUGAUUAAAUUCUGGAUGUGGCCUGUACUUUACACCAUACAAAGCUUGUUUGGAAAAGAAACGUAGGAUGAUGCUCAUGGUUUUUAGUUCUCUGUUAUUGUUGGAGUUCUUAAAGUGAGUACUAAAGUAGCACUAGGCAACUUUUAUGAAAAUAAAAAUAUGGAUAUGAGACUCAUUUUAAUGGCUCAGUGACAUAUUUUAUGUACAUUCCUGGAGUCGUCAUUGACAGGCAGCAUCCUGAGGCUGAGAAAACGAGCUUUACCACUUUGUGGUAAACAUCAUGCUACAGCACGUUUUUAACAUACUGCGUCUCACACAAGCUGCUCUUCUGAACAUGCUGAGUCAUCUCUUGCGUUUCUUUGAUAAAUCAGCAUUCAAAAUUGUCAGUGUAUUAAUAUCCCAAACUCGGAUGUAAUGUGGUUUUCCAGGCUGGAACACAAAGUUGUGAAGUGCGGUUUCUCACUUCUCGGGAUGCUGCUGGGCAGCGACGUCUCCAGGGAUGUACAUAUUAAGUGCUACUGUGCCAUCAAAACAAGUCAGAAACAUUCAAGUUUAAGGUCAGAUGGCACAUAAAGCAACUUUAAAGAACCAGCAACAAACAUGGGCUUAAAUAAAAUCCAUAUAUUAAGACAAAGGGGAUAAAAAUGAAUCUAUUUUAGUUUCAGCCAAAUGAAAAGUGCCCUAAAACAUAAAUUCACUCCAUAUACUGAAGCUAGAUUUACCCUCCAUUUUAUAACUAGCCUAUCAUUUACUUUGUUCAUGUUGGUUGCCAAGACGACAAGGCCACUUGUAAAAGCUGAAACUCUUUUUGUUAUUGAGUUUAACUCGCCCAGCAAAGCAGCUCUGCAAUAAAAAAAUUUUCAUGGAAGAAAAAUCUGCUCGUUCACGCAUCAUCAAGAGUUCAGGUCUGCUGUGUUGCUUUUUUCAUGGGUGUUUUGUUUUUAUAAUGUGAGUUUUUGGUUUCUCUGUGUACAUGUGUACUUAUGGUGUUAUAAUGCUGAAUGUACAGGCUGAUGAAACACAAAAGCAUGUAAUAAUAAAUCAUUUUGAGAUACAA